Messenger RNA from Epithele typhae, 1053 nucleotides. RefSeq names its product Aldo/keto reductase. NCBI's taxonomy places the organism in Eukaryota, Fungi, Basidiomycota, Agaricomycetes, Polyporales, Epitheliaceae. Gene Ontology annotation, molecular function: oxidoreductase activity. The record is from RefSeq and is a predicted model, not a curated record. The coding region runs from base 1 to 1053 and encodes 350 amino acids. The transcript is spliced from 8 exons.
AUGGCCUCAGACACCCAGUUCACCCUCGCGCCCGGAACGACGCUUCCCCGGAUCUGGAACGGACUCUGGCAGUUGUCGAGCAAUGCGUGGGGCAGCGCACCUGCCCCGCGGGUUCGUGAUGCCAUGGGCGUCCACGCAAGCAAGGGCUUCUUUGCCUUUGCCGACCAUUACGGACCGGCGGAGGAUCUGUUUGGACGCUUCGUGGACAGCCUGCCGGAGAACAGCACCCCACGACCGUUCGGCGCCACGAAGUGGUCCGUCUUCCGUCCGACUGAGGCCGCCGCCGGCCGAUUUCAGGUCACGGCCGAUCGAGUCGCGGCCGUGGUGGGCGAGCGCUGCACGCGGAUGCGCACCGAUCCUAUCGAUCUUCUCCAGUUCUUCUGGCAGGACUACCAAGACCGAAGCUACCUCGCCGCCUUCCAGCAUCUUCUCGCGCUCCGCGCCGCGGGCAGGAUCCGACACCUGGGGCUGUGUAACUUCGACACCGCGCACACGGAGGAGAUAUGCGUCACGUUCGCCGGCGCGGACCCCUGCAUCGUCUCGAACCAGGUCGCGUUUUCGAUCAUCGACGUCCGCCCGCUGCACGGCAUGCACGACCUCUGCGCCCGGUACGGCUUCAAGGUUCUCGCACACGGCACCCUGUGCGGCGGGCUUCUCACCGACCGGUGGCUGGGCAAGCCCGAGCCCGAGCUCUACGCAGGAGAGCUCAACCCGUCCCAGCGCAAGUACCUCGACGUCAUCCUCAAGGCCUGGGGCACCUGGGAGCUCUUCCAGCGCCUGCUCCAGCUCCUCCGCGAGAUCGCGAACCGCCACGGGCCCGGCGUGAGCAUCGCCAGCGUCGCGAUGCGCUGGGUGCUCGAGCACCCGUUCGUCGGCGCGAUCAUCGUCGGCGCGCGGAUGGGGCUGAGCGACCACACGGACGACAACGGGCGCGUGUUCACCUUCGCGCUGACCGACGCCGACAAGGCGGACAUCGAGGCCCUUCUCCGCCUGUCGAACAGCGGCCGCAUGAUCAUGACCAUUGGCGACUGCGGGGCCGAGUACAGGCCCUAG